This is a messenger RNA of Raphanus sativus (radish), 2005 nucleotides long. RefSeq lists its product as uncharacterized. NCBI's taxonomy places the organism in Eukaryota, Viridiplantae, Streptophyta, Magnoliopsida, Brassicales, Brassicaceae. The transcript has 6 exons. Bases 95 to 439 code for a protein of 114 amino acids. The record is from RefSeq and is a predicted model, not a curated record.
UUUAUUAUUUCCGUAGUUUCUUUCUUCAUAAAAAAUAAAAAUAAAAAUCUCUCGAUAAAUCGAGUCCUCCAAAAGUCGCAGAAACGGAAAAUUCAUGAACAUUGUCAGAUUACUUCUAUCGCUGUUUUGUUUUAGGGUUUUGCGCUGUUUUGUGCUCUUUGGAUUCCGCCUGAAAAUGAUCCGAUUGAUUGGGUUUCUCGCUCGUCGUCGAGAUCGAGGAUCCAAGAAGAGAGAACCUGUUUGGUUUUGCUACCCAAACUAUCACAUACAUACGGUGUCCUUUUCUCUCUCUGUCACUGCUGAUUCCGAUGGUGGUCAAGAGGAUCGUAGCAGAAAAGUAGUUCAGAUAGCCUCCCCCCUAAGGAGAAAGAGUCUGACGAGAAAGAUGCAAGAGAUGAAAGUGAUGAAGCAAUUUGCUGGGAUCUUGGUUACGUUUUGAAGCCUGACUCCGCGUGAAACCGCCUUUUUAAGGUUUGUGCUUCAGGAGGUGUUCAAAUGGUUAGAUUCUGAGGAGAUUACAAGUCUGGCAGACUUCCGUGACAGGUAUUAUGCUUCUCACAAAUCUCAUUGUAAUAAAUUGAGUCUUACGCAGAUAUAUAUUUUGUAGGCAGAGAGACUUCUGCAGUUUAUUUGACUAUUGAAUCUAUUUGUUUGUGUUAUCUACUAACCCUUUGACGAUCAUUCUAAAUAUAGGAAAUGACGUUCAUAUCAUUUUAUAACUAAUUUUGGUUCUUGCAUUCUGCAUUCUACAAUCUACAUUCAGCAUAAUGUUUUUUUACAAUUCUGCAUCCUGCAUCCUGCAUCCUGCAUCACGUCUGUACAAUUCGCAUCCUGCAUCCUGCAUUCUGUCUUUACAACUCUGCAUUAUGUAUUACACCAAAAAAACUCUGCAUUAUGUGUAUCAUGUCUUUAGCAUUCUGCAUCCUGCAUAUGUCUUUAAAUUCUUCAUUAUGUAUCGUGUGUUUGCAAUCUUGUAGUCAUAUUUGUAUGUCUAAUAAGUUCUGGCAUUCUGCAUCAUAGUUCAUAUACUUAUGAUUGCUGUAUUAUAUUCUAUAAAUGUUAUCUAUUGAAUUGGAUUUUUAAUACACACUGAUCAAAAAUAUAUUUUUUAUGGUGCUAGUGUUUAUCAUUAGUCGUACAUAGUUGGUGGUUCUGGAAAUUUACUGAAUCAUUGGUGGAUUUAUUUAGAAUGCGCAGUAUAUCGUCUCCUUUGUAGGCACAUCAUAUAUGCUGUAAUCUUAUUUAUUUCUGCUAAUAGAGUGGUUAAUUUGCAAGUUUUUGACUCAUUUUCAGUACAUAUUGUGCAUUGUAGCUUGAAAGUAAUUUCAGUUGUACUCUUUUAAUAUCUUGCACCUGGUCUUCUCCAUGAUUUACUCCAUAUGUAAUCUUCCACGAAGAUAAUUUUAUUGCUGUUUUUUGUUUGUUUAAUAUGGACAAUCUGAAUUUAGAUGUUAGUUUUGUUGAUAAAGAAAAUGCCUUCUAUAUAUUUUUUAAAGUUUCUUAAGAUGGUUCAUUAUUCUCUCAAACUAUUAUAUAAACUUGUUAGACCCAAAUUGAGAUUCUCUAAAUAAUCUAUGAUCUAAAUUCCGUAAUUUGACUUUAGUGGCAUGUGAACUAUGUUUUUUUCAAUUCACGAUUUGAAAAUGCCUUCUAUAUAUUUUUUAAAAGUUUUUUUUUGCUAAAGUAUAUUUUUUAAAAGUUUCUUAAGAUGUUUUAUUAUUCUCUCAAACUAAUAUAAAAACUUGUUCGACUAAAAUUGAAAUUCUCUAAAUAAUCUAUGAUCUGAAUUCCAUAAUUUGACUUUAGUGGUUGCAUGUGGACUAUGUUUCUUCAAUUCACGAUUUGAUAUUAUUGAUUCGUGGAUGUGUUCUAUGUUACAAAUUUUGCAUGCUUAAUUUUAUUGGUUUUGGCAUGAUCGAUGUUUUUAUUAAAUCAAACACUUGAAUCUCUUUUGACUAUGUUUGCUAAACAGUUUAAGGUUACGAGAUUAAUUAUUAUUGCAACA